CUAGAGAGCGGGACCAGUCCACCAUUAAUGCAAUUCACCGGCACCUUCCAACUCUCUCUCUCUCUCUCUCUCUCUCUUUUCUCUAAUUAUAAUAGCAGUCAAAGCUUAGCAUAGCUUCCUUCAGCUUUGUCAACUUGUUCUUCUUUGGGAAAGCUCUGUCUGAGCUUCUCAGCCACCAGAAUAUUACUCAAAUCGAAAACCCACCUCUCUCUCGCACAGCGUGUAAAAAUCGACCUUGGCUUCGCUGAAAAGGAGCCUGUGUUUACAUUCGCAACCCAGAUCUGCUUGGUUCUACCGUUCAAAGUUUGGUUCUUUGCAGCUGAGUGUCAAAUUUUUGUGAUCUGUAGGAAGUAAAAUCAAAAGCUUAAUUUGCUUUGAUGGGGGUUUGCUUGAGUGCCCGAAUUAAAGCUGAGAGCCCAUGUAACACAGGGGCAAAUUCGAAAUAUGUUAGCACAGAUGGAAAUGAUUUUAGCAGUACGAGUAGCAAGGUCUCAUCAGUUUCAACGCCUUUGACUCCUCGAAGUGAGGGUGAGAUCUUGCAGUCCUCCAAUGUGAAGAGCUUUAGUUAUGCUGAACUGAAAAUGGCCACCAGGAAUUUCCGUCCUGAUAGUGUGUUAGGAGAAGGUGGUUUCGGCUCAGUUUUUAAGGGGUGGAUUGAUGAGCAUACAUUUGCUGCUGCCAAGCCUGGGACUGGCAUGGUUAUAGCUGUGAAAAGGCUUAAUCAAGAAAGUUUUCAAGGUCACAGGGAGUGGUUGGCGGAAGUUAAUUAUCUGGGACAGCUUUAUCAUCCUCAUCUUGUGAAAUUGAUUGGCUAUUGCUUAGAGGAUGAACAUCGACUACUGGUGUAUGAGUUCAUGCCCCGAGGCAGCUUGGAAAAUCAUUUAUUCAGGAGGGGUUCUUAUUUCCAGCCUCUUUCUUGGAAACUCCGUCUGAAGGUUGCCCUUGGUGCUGCAAAGGGGCUUGCCUUUCUUCAUAGUGCUGAAACAAAAGUGAUAUAUCGUGACUUCAAGACUUCUAAUAUUCUGCUUGAUUCGAGCUACAAUGCAAAGCUCUCUGAUUUUGGGUUGGCCAAGGAUGGGCCGACAGGUGAUAAAAGUCAUGUCUCUACCAGGGUUAUGGGGACAUACGGAUAUGCAGCUCCCGAGUAUCUAGCCACAGGUCAUCUUACUACCAGAAGUGAUGUCUAUAGUUUUGGGGUUGUCCUACUAGAAAUGUUGUCGGGCCGGAGAGCAGUUGAUAAGAAUCGACCGUCUGGAGAGCACAAUCUGGUAGAAUGGGCUAAACCCAACCUUGCAAACAAACGUAAGAUCUUCCGAAUCCUAGACAACCGUCUUGAAGGCCAAUAUACAAUGGAUGUUGCCUCUAAGGCAGCGACCCUUUCAUUGCGAUGCCUAUCCGUGGAAGCCAAGUUCAGGCCGACAAUGGAUGAGGUUGUAACAGCAUUGGAGCAGCUCCAGGAAUCAAGGGAGACUGGUGGUACGGAGAAAAAUUUGAGUAACGGACCCAGGACUCGAAGACGAAGCGCAGAUGAUACUCACCAGGAAAGGAAACCUGCUGCUUACCCUCGGCCCUCCGCUUCUCCUCUUUAUGCUUGAAAAUGCAAUAGCAGAACUUGAGAAAAGCUGCUUCUUGUUCUGCUAAUAACUGUACAGAUCAUAUUUUGGCUACUGUGUUCAAAAGAUCAACAUCACUUGACAAUUUCCUGGUGAGCUUCUAACAUGAGGAAUGCCACAAUGAUGUAUGUCUUGCAGAUAUGCUUGUAACAUUUGGAAACAGCUUGGAAAAUAGGGAUGCAAGUGCAGUUGUAUGAUGACUACAGAUAGCUGUCCUUUUUCUUUCAGCCUGGGGUGGAAUAUCUUCCUUUUGUUUUACUGUUAGGUUGGUCUGUCUGUCAUUUACAUGUAUUAGUUUGCUGUAACGUCUCUAUAUGUGUUCUUUCCAAAAGAAGGAAAAGAGAAAAAAAUCCAGCCAUUGAAGAUUGUUUCUUUGUGAUUAUGAAGUUGUUAUUCUAUUCUGAGCAACAACUAGAAAUAAGAAAAAGAAAGGCAAUCUAAGAAGAGAAAUAAGUUGGUGUAGAUUGAUGAAGUUCACCAGAAAAGUCUGAGCAGACAGGAGCUGAACUUGAGGGAGGCACACGUGGAUUCAUAAGCAAUGUUCUCAGUCUAUGAAACUUUUGAGCUUUUGACUUUUGUAAAGCACAUUUUCAAUUAAUUAAUAUGUUUCCUGAAAA
Messenger RNA from Alnus glutinosa, 2230 nucleotides. Its product is annotated as probable serine/threonine-protein kinase PBL10. The transcript is spliced from 7 exons. NCBI's taxonomy places the organism in Eukaryota, Viridiplantae, Streptophyta, Magnoliopsida, Fagales, Betulaceae. The record is from RefSeq and is a predicted model, not a curated record. Gene Ontology annotation, biological process: protein phosphorylation. The coding region runs from base 378 to 1595 and encodes 405 amino acids. Gene Ontology annotation, molecular function: ATP binding; protein kinase activity.